Molecule: messenger RNA, 2321 nt
Organism: Saccoglossus kowalevskii
Lineage: Eukaryota; Metazoa; Hemichordata; Enteropneusta; Harrimaniidae
Biological process (GO): axoneme assembly
Cellular component (GO): axoneme
Molecular function (GO): dynein complex binding; protein binding
Source: RefSeq, a predicted model, not a curated record
GCUGAGCGCUGUUUCUGACGGGUAGUUCUUUGCUCAAGGUAACAAUAUAAAUUAUUAGAAUUUUACGUAACCCGAUUCAUUGUAACGAAUACCUCGUUUUCCUGAGAUAAAUCCGUGUCAGAUAUUCAAUUUACCGCACUGAAUCACAAUGCCACUUAUCACUGAAAUCUUUGAUGAUGAGGAAACUGUAACCAAUCAGCAAGAAGAGAAGAAAGUGCUGCCUGCAAAGAGUGAUUAUGAAGAAAAAUUAACCACAUUGCCCGAUAAAGCUGACGAAAUAAAGGAUGCAAAACAAUUUAGCAAAAUUGAUGAAUCCCCAAAACAAAAAGAUGAUGCUGAAACGAAGAACGAUGAAACCCAGACAGGUGAUAAUGUAAAUAAAGACAGUUACAUGAAAAUUGUGGAAAUAAAUAAUCAUAAAAAUGAAUCUGGUGAUUCAAAUAAAGCAACUGAUAGGUUAGAUGACACAUCAAAUAAUGAUGCUGUUAAAGAAACCGAAGCAGAAUCCCAGGAGAAAGAAAAAGAGAAUUUAUCUCAUUAUCCAAGAAUGACUGCCAAGGAGCUGAGGGGGUUAUGUAAGAAACAUAAACUGUACUUGACACCACAUUUAAAUGAUGUCAUGUAUCUUCACUACAAAGGUUUUGGUAAAAUUGAAAACUUAGAACCGUACACUGGUCUGAAGUGUGUGUAUCUGGAAUGUAAUGGUUUUCGAAAGAUUGAAAAUCUUACGGAACAGAAGAUGAUGAAAUGUUUGUAUCUACAGCAAAAUAUCAUUGAGAAAAUUGAAAACUUGGAACAGAUGCAGGAAUUGGAUACGUUGAAUCUUAGUAAUAAUAUGAUUAAGCGGAUUGAGAAUGUUUCAUGCCUUCCAAAACUGAACACAUUACAGUUAUCCCAUAACAGGGUAGGGACAGCUGAUGACAUUGCACAUUUGGCAGAGUGCGACUCGCUGAGUGUUGUAGAUUUAUCUCAUAACAAAAUAGUGGAUCCCAAUAUUGUAAAUAUAUUCGCACAGAUGAAGACACUGAGGGUGUUGAAUUUAAUGGGCAAUCCAGUUAUCAAAAAUAUCAAGAAUUAUAGAAAAACACUGAUUCUCAAAAUCAAAGGGCUCACUUACCUGGAUGACAGACCAGUGUUCCCUAAAGACAGAGCCUGUACUGAGGCAUGGGCUGUUGGGGGCAGGGAAGCCGAAAAAGAAGAGAGACAAAGAUGGGCAAACAAAGAGAGAGCUAAAAUACAAGCUAGUAUCGAUGCCUUAUCUGCUGUGAGGGAGAGAGCUGAAAAGGCGAGGAAAGAAAGAGAAGAACGGGAAAGACAGGCAUCAGAGGGAAACAAAAAAGAUGAAGAAGAUAAUAAGGAUGGUGAGGACAUUGAUGACAGUGAUAUACAGCUUGACGUGGAUGAUGAUGAAGAUGAUGACAAUAAUGAAGAUGAUUUAGUUGAUAAGCUUAUAUCAGACUGUGUUGUUUCACCAAAGUCUAAUGAAGAAGGUAAACUUACAACUGAGAUGGCUGAUGAUGAUAAUAUUGAUAUAAUAGAUUUAUCAAAGGGUAGAGAGGAAAAGAUAAACAUUGAUGAUUUGCCAGAUCUAGAAGAUGUUGAUGUCAGUGAAGAGUAUGGUAUAUCCGCUGAAGAACCUCAAAAGACUGUGUAUAAACCUGUUAUUGAAGUCUUGGAUGAUGAUGAUGACGACGAUGAAAUAGAUUUGUCAAAUAAAUCUCACAUCCAGGAAGUAAAAAAUCCUGAAGGUCAGAAAUUUUUGAUUGAGGAUGUUAGUGAUUUAUUGAUGACCAAGACUCCAUUGGUUGAGGAAGUCCACAAGUCGGCUGGCGACAAUCGCAUGCAAACUAAGCUAGUGAUAGAGGAUAUCACAGAGGAGCUUAGCCAGUCCAGAUUGACACCAACAAAGUUACUUAUAGAAGAUAUGAAUGAAUUGAAUGAGGUUAAAUCGGAUGACAGUAAAGCAAAGAUUGAAGUCAUCGCACAACAUCCUACAGGACAAAACCUACCCGCGCAUAUACAGGUAAAAAUUGAAGAGUUAGCUGAGCAUGGAGGUUCUACACACGAUAGACCUUCUAUUGACAAAGACAUAAAGGCAAAACUGAAAGAAUAUCAGCAGAAAGGAACUGGAGAUGCAAAACCACACAACCCGUGAAGUAUUAUCUUGCGCUAAGAUACUAAGACAAAUGUUAUAUUUAUUUUUGCAGUACUUUAUUGUUAAUGAAACUAUUAAUUUCUGGAGACUUGCUCAAUUUUAUUUGUAUUAUCUCAAAGUCUUAGUAAAAAUGCUAAUGUAAUCAAGCAGCUGAUUUUCAUACAUC